ACGGGCCGGAGUGAAUAACCCGGCUCCGGCGGCCGUCCAUAAAUACACGCCCCACCGCACACACGGCCCAUCACACACACAUGCCCGCACAAGUCCGGCGAGCUUCUUUCUGGUAGUCCGGCGAGCUCCCACAACCGCAAGUCUCGCGGCGCGGGUGGUCUUAGCUGUCCCAUGGCCAGCCGCAACGUUAACGGCGCGUCGUGGUCCACUGGCCUCUGGGACUGCUGCGACGACGUCGGUGGCUGCUUCCUCACCUGGUGCUUCCCGUGCAUCACCUUUGGGAGGAUCGCCGAGAUCGUCGACGAGGGGGAGAUACCAUGCUGUGCGAGCGGGUCCUUGUACGUGCUGCUGUGCAUGACCACGGGGUUGGGCAUGGGACUCUACUCCUGCUUCUACCGGUACAAGCUGCGGAAGGCGUACGAGCUUGCGGAGAAGCCCUGCGCCGACUGUUGCGUCCACUUCUUCUGCGGGGCCUGCGCCCUCUGCCAGGAGUACCGCGAGCUCAAGAACCGGGGCUUCCACAUGCACUUGGGAUGGCAAGCCAACGUCGAGAGGAUGGGGAAGGGGACGACCGUCGCGCCCCAAGUGGACCCCGGGAUGACUCGUUAAUCACUUAUAUGAUUCCAGUACGUCUGUUGAUCGGUUGAGUCGAUCGAUAGUGUGUGCUUUCUCAUGUAAUAAGUCGUUUCUCUUUCUCUGUACGCCCCCUACCACCACCACCACCACCACCGUGUGUCGGUCGUAUCCAUGUGUAACUUUCAACGGCAUGUAUCGUAUCACAUGUGUGUAUGCAAGAACUGAAGAAGCAGACACCCACUACUGUAAAAAAGAUGUAUCAUUAUUGGCGAGCAGAAAUCGAUCAGCAUCGACUUGUAUUACUCAUAUAUCGUCAUAUCGACAUUACUAUAUCGAUAUA
Messenger RNA from Aegilops tauschii subsp. strangulata, 916 nucleotides. RefSeq names its product cell number regulator 2. The record is from RefSeq and is a predicted model, not a curated record. NCBI's taxonomy places the organism in Eukaryota, Viridiplantae, Streptophyta, Magnoliopsida, Poales, Poaceae.